AUUCAUGCGAAGGAGCUAACGCAUGCUCGUGGUUGUUGUGACACUGCGUAGAAUCAACGUUGGCAGAGAGAACAUUUAAGAACAAAGUGCUUGUCUUAAUAAAAGAUAAAAAUAUCAUCGAAAGGCAUGAAGAAUUUGGCAAUAUAAGAGGAACUUUCAUUUAAGGACUGUAACAAAAGACAUCUAUAAUAGCUCACUAUUGAGCCGCAUUGUGAUAGGCCUUAGGCCAUAAUUGUUAGCCGAUUCAAAAUGGCACCCGUGGUUGCAUUGGAAGUGGAGAAUAUCUCUUUGAAUGACAAAGAUGAAGAGAAAGAAAAACAAGAGGAGAAUAAGAUAAAGGAAGUCGAGUCAGUCUCGAGGCCUACGAUUGGAAUUAUUUAUCCACCACCGGAAGUAAGGAACAUUGUUGACAAGACUGCAAAUUUUGUGGCGAGAAAUGGCCCAGAGUUUGAAGAAAGGAUCAGAGCCAAUGAAGCAAAUAAUCCAAAGUUUAAUUUUUUGAACCCAAAUGAUCCCUACCAUGCAUAUUAUCAGCAUAAAAAGAAAGAGUUCCAUGAAAAUGAUCAGCAAGGUAUCACUCCAGCAGCUCCAAAGGCAGCCCCGUCCCAACAAACUACUCAAAUCAAGCAAAUCAAGCAAGCUGUUCCACAAGUGACUGAGCCAGUUGUGCCGAAAGAGCCUCCACCAGAUUUUGAAUUCAUUGCUGAUCCCCCCUCAAUAUCUGCUAUUGAUUUGGAUAUUGUUAAAUUAACAGCACAGUUUGUUGCUAAAAAUGGCAGAACUUUUCUAACUAAUCUCAUUAACAGAGAACAGAGAAACUAUCAGUUUGAUUUUCUGAGACCACAACACAGUUUGUUUCAAUACUUCACCAAACUUGUUGAACAGUACACAAAGGUAUUGUUACCGCCUUCUGAUCUUGACAAAAAGUUGAAAGGAAAUGUCGAUGACCCAUUCAAGGUAUAUGACAUCGUCCAACAUCGAGUGGAAUGGGCCAGGUAUCAGGAAAGGGAAAGGAGAAAAGAGGAAGAGGAAAGAGAACGCGAAAGAGUCGCCUUUGCCCAAGUGGAUUGGCACGAUUUUGUCGUUGUUGAGACUGUGAACUUCAGAGAAGACGAAAUUGCCAAUCUGCCUCCGCCUGUUACAUUGGAGCAACUUGGAGCCAGAAUUCUUGCACAAGAAAGAUUCGAACGCAUGCAGGAAACUGGUGAAAUCAAUGCAGAGGAAAUGGAAAUGGAAGUGGAAGAUGAUGAAGAAGAAAAUGGAAUAGAAACUGGCAUUGACAAAUCCAGUGCUACAAGAGACAGUAAUCGCCCACCGUCGCCUCCGCAUCCACCAUCCGCCGAGAUGAAACAACCGCCUUUACCACCAACGGCGCCAGGGCCUAAUGUCAACAUUCGAAGGGACUAUGACCCGAAGGCCCCUAAGCCGCCACCGCCUUCAAGUGCUCCUCCUCCUGACAAAUACUUGAUAUCACCUUUGACUGGAGAGAAGGUCCCUGCGGAGGCUAUGGCCGAACACAUGAAGAUCAAUCUUCUGGACCCACGGUGGAAGGAGCUUAAACAAAGGGCUGCUGAUGAGAAACGGCAGCAAGAGCAAAUGUUUGCCGAAGGUGUGUCUGUUGGUUCAACUUUGAAAGAUCUAGCCCAGUAUCGUCCUGAUAUCUUCGGUGUCGGAGCCGAGGAAAUAAUGAUUGGGAAGAAAGCAGGUGACGAAGAUAAAAGAGGAGAUAAAGUGGUCUGGGACGGACACACAGCCAGUAUGGAACGUGCAACGAAACUCGCUCAAGCUAAUAUAACCCUAGAGGAACAGAUCGAGGCUAUUCACAAAGCCAAAGGACUUAUCGCCACUGAUGAUGAAGGAAAAAUUGGUCCGUCAGUUCCCAAACCCCCUGAAGCAACCGACUUCGGCUACAGGCCACAGCCCCCACAGAUGAGCACACACGGCGAGCCCCCCAAACGCCCAGAACCACCGAGGCAGCCAGAGCCUCCACCCCUUAUCCAACCACCACCAUUGUUACCCACAUCGAAGCAAGGAAACCCUCUUGGUGACCAUCAUCCCCCUUCGAUGGGUUUGCCCCCACCUCCUAUUCUACCCCCACCUGUUCCACCUCUAGUGAUGCAACCACCUAUUCCACCACCAAAUGUGAAACCAGGAUUGCUGGGACUUGCCCCAGGUCAGGCACCUCCAGGUGUUCCAAUGCCCCCCGUCCCUCUUCCUCAAGGUCUUCCUCAACCAAUCCCACCACCACAAUUACCAGAUAGCUUGCAGGAGGAUAGGUCAGAUGAACCAUAUGCCAAGCGUUCACGAAUGGACGGUGAUAAUGAGCUAAUGGGUGAACAAGAGUUCUUGGCGACGCACCCAAGUCCGGUAACUUUCAAGGUGCAAGUUCCGGAAAUGAGAGAAAAGACGGAAUGGAGAUGUCAUGGGCAAGCGUUAAUGUUUACGUUGCCUUUGACUGACCAGAUUUCAGUCAUCAAGGCAAAAGUCCAUGAUGCAACUGGUAUGCCUGCUGGAAAACAGAAGCUUCAAAUUGAGACCAUGUUCAUAAAAGACUCAAACACGCUGGCUUUCUACAACUUCACGUCAAAUACAGUUGUUGGCUUGCAGCUGAAGGAGCGCGGUGGAAGAAAGAAAUAACUUUCUAUGCUCUCAUUUUCAGACGUUUCAUACCGGUAACUUUAGAGACGGUACUAAAGACUAUUUGAAGAUUCACAGAACUGCAAAGAAUUCUCUGGACUAUAGUCUCAAACCGACUUUCUUUUAAUUAGCUCAACUUGAAAUAACUCUCCGGACUUUUCGUAAGUGUCUGCUGUCGAUUUUCCCGAAAAGGCUCGCUAAAUGUACAGUGUCUUUUAUAUUAUGAUACUUUACUCAUUCUCUUCUCAAGUUUAUAGUCACAGUCGAACCUACAUCAUCCAGCUUAGCCAGCCGAUUCUAACCAAGCAGGUGUCUAUAUUUGGCUCUGAAGCUUAAGCUUAGAUGUGUAGCUUCUUGCUUUUUCUGGUAAACAGUAAGAUGUUUUUCCAUGAAAGAUGAUCGUCAACCAUG
Messenger RNA from Rhopilema esculentum, 3048 nucleotides. Its product is annotated as splicing factor 3A subunit 1. The record is from RefSeq and is a predicted model, not a curated record. Gene Ontology annotation, biological process: regulation of alternative mRNA splicing, via spliceosome; mRNA cis splicing, via spliceosome. Lineage: Eukaryota; Metazoa; Cnidaria; Scyphozoa; Rhizostomeae; Rhizostomatidae. Gene Ontology annotation, cellular component: catalytic step 2 spliceosome; U2 snRNP; U2-type prespliceosome. Gene Ontology annotation, molecular function: RNA binding; protein binding.